Symbiodinium necroappetens is the source of this 954-nucleotide messenger RNA. NCBI's taxonomy places the organism in Eukaryota, Dinophyceae, Suessiales, Symbiodiniaceae. The record is from the annotation of a GenBank genome assembly.
AUGAACCUCAGUCAUGCUUAUGGGCCUGCGCAGGCGCACAAGGAUGCGGUAGCUUUCCUGCAACGUGCUAUCGACAUCGGUUACGAUUUUCUCGAUACCGCCACCAUCUAUGGCAUGGGUAACAAUGAAAAACUCAUUGGCGAAGCACUGCAGGGACGCAGAAGCAGCUUUUUACUGGCGAGCAAAUGUGUCAUGGGUUUUAAAGAUGGCAAGAGAUGGCUCGAUGGCAGCCCUGAAGCGAUCAGGAAGGCCUGUACAGCGAGCCUUGAGCGUCUGCGUACCGACGUCAUUGACCUCUACUAUAUGCAUCGCCCCGAUCCCAACGUGCCAAUAGAAGAAUCUGUCGGGGCCCUUGCUGAUCUGGUCGCUCAAGGCAAGAUACGCAUGAUCGGUUUAUCGGAAAUGUCCGCCGAAACGAUAAAGAAGGCCCACGCAGUUCAUCCCAUUUCGGCGGUGCAGUCGGAGUAUUCAUUGCUCACGCGUAAUCCUGAAAUUGCGGUGCUGCAGGCAUGCCAGGAUCUUGGCAUCACCUUUGUGCCUUUUUCCCCUGUUGGACGUGGGUUUCUUGCGGACGCUCCUCUGAAGCCAGACGAAUACCAUGAGAGUGAUCUGCGCCGCACGUUUCCCCGCUACAGCGAGCCUCACUUUUCGCAGAAUCUGGCGUUGUUAGAUAUUGCCAAAGCCCAGGCGAAGGCGUUGAACUGUACAGUUGGGCAACUGGCGCUGGCCUGGUGUCUGGCGCAGGAUAAAACCUGUGUGCCAAUACCGGGCACUACCAACCUGCAACACCUGGAAGAUAACUUCGCAGCCGCGGAGAUCAGCAUGCCUGCUGAUGUGCUGGCUCAAUUGAAUGCAGACUUUGCCCCGGAGGCGGUGUCUGGUUUACGUUAUUCGCCGCCAGCCCAGGCGACGGUUAGCACCGAGCGCUAUGAAUUUGAGAUGCGGGCGCAGUGA